UUGAGCAGCAUGUUGCAGAGGAAUGCUGGGAAGGUGGAGGUGGAGAAAGUUAAGGAUGGUGCUGCUGCUGCUCCACCUCACACUUUACUGUCAUGUUACUGUUACCACCACUGCCCUGAGGACGCCACCAACAAUACAUGCAGGACAGAUGGAUUCUGUUUCAGUAUGCUUGAGGAGGAGGAGAGUGGGGUUACUGUGAUGACAUCAGGAUGUCUGGGGCUGGUGGGAUCUGAGUUUCAGUGUAGAGACACAGGUAACUCUCGCCAGAGGAGGGCGCUGGAGUGUUGCACUGAUAAAGACUACUGUAACAGAGACCUACACCCUACACUGCCCCCACACAGAACGCCGAGUUAUGUGAAUGGAGACAUGGCUCUGCUCAUUUCAGUCACUGUCUGCAGCCUCAUCUUCAUCAUCAUCCUCAUCAUCCUCUUCUGUUACCUCAGGUCUAAGCACCAGGAGUGUGGUGUUGGGUACAGCGUGAGGCUGGAGCAUGAGGAGUUGUUUAGUCCUGUUGGAGAAACACUGAGAGACCUGAUAGAGCAGUCUCACAGCUCAGGCUCUGGGUCAGGACUCCCCCUGCUGGUGCAGCGCACCAUAGCCAAGCAGAUCCAGAUGGUGAAGCAGAUUGGGAAGGGACGGUAUGGGGAGGUGUGGAUGGCCAGAUGGAGAGGGGAGAGGGUGGCUGUGAAAGUGUUUUUCACCACAGAAGAGGCCAGCUGGUUCAGAGAGACCGAAAUCUACCAAACUGUCCUGAUGAGACAUGAAAACAUACUAGGCUUCAUUGCUGCAGACAUUAAAGGUACAGGUUCUUGGACACAGCUUUAUCUGAUAACGGAUUACCAUGAGAACGGUUCUCUGUACGACUAUCUGAGGUCAACGACCCUGGAUGUGGCGGCUAUGCUGAAGCUGGUGUAUUCUGCAGCCUCUGGGCUUUGCCACUUACACACGGAGAUCUUCGGCACGCAGGGCAAGCCUGCCAUCGCACACAGAGACCUGAAGAGCAAGAACAUCCUAGUGAAAAAAAACGGGUCCUGCUGCAUCGCUGACCUGGGGCUGGCUGUCAAAUUCAUCAGUGACACGAAUGAGGUGGACAUCCCUGAGAACACGCGUGUGGGAACCAAGCGCUUCAUGCCUCCAGAGGUCCUGGACGAGACUCUGAAUCGCCGGCACUUCCAGUCCUACAUGAUGGCCGACAUGUACAGCUUUGGUCUCAUUCUGUGGGAAAUCGCACGCAGAUGUGUGUCCGGAGGUAUAGUGGAGGAUUACCAGCUGCCGUAUCAUGACCAGGUGCCCUCUGACCCCUCGUAUGAAGACAUGAGAGAGGUGGUGUGUAUAAAGAGAAUACGGCCAUCAUUCCCCAACCGCUGGAGCAGUGACGAGUGUCUGAGGCUUAUGGGUAAGCUGAUGACAGAGUGUUGGGCCCAUAACCCCGCCUCCCGCCUCACGGCUCUGCGUGUGAAGAAGACGCUGGCCAAGAUGUCCGAUUCUCUGGACAUCAAAGUUUGA
Molecule: messenger RNA, 1506 nt
Organism: Chanos chanos (milkfish)
Lineage: Eukaryota; Metazoa; Chordata; Actinopteri; Gonorynchiformes; Chanidae
Gene: bmpr1ba
Product: bone morphogenetic protein receptor, type IBa
Exons: 10
Coding region: 10-1506 (498 amino acids)
Biological process (GO): cell surface receptor protein serine/threonine kinase signaling pathway; protein phosphorylation; cellular response to growth factor stimulus
Cellular component (GO): signaling receptor complex; plasma membrane
Molecular function (GO): ATP binding; transmembrane receptor protein serine/threonine kinase activity
Source: RefSeq, a predicted model, not a curated record